Xyrichtys novacula (pearly razorfish) is the source of this 4441-nucleotide messenger RNA. Lineage: Eukaryota; Metazoa; Chordata; Actinopteri; Labriformes; Labridae. The record is from the annotation of a GenBank genome assembly.
AAUUUGAAAAGCAGCAACCGGAAGCUCCCUCUGAACCCGGCUGCUCUGUUCGCCUUGACCACCGAGACGUGUCCUGCAAAUGCGACGAGAUGCAAGCUAACGUUUGCCGCCUGAUAAAAAUCUCCAUGCCGGCCUUUUUACCACCUCUUUAGGCUUUUCUUGACUGUCAGUGAAUUACUAAGAUAACCCUGGCGUUUGAGGCGUUUAAAGUGACGGAGUCAUCAGCUGCAGUGAGAUGGACUGAUCCAUGCUGCUAAGGGAGCCAGGGAUGGCUAACCAUGGAGGGAGAUAGAGGAGCCCGUGACUUUGUGUUACUCGCCUCUUUUGCGGUAGAAAAAUGACUUGAUAGUGGUGGUUGUCGUUGUCUCCUAGUGUACCGUCCACGAAUGUAAGUCGUAUCAGAGUGCGCCGGUGUUAUGCUGCGCACACGCCCUGAAUAUGCCAGCUGUCCUGCACACACCGCAGACACACUGUCAUUGCACAGAUCUUACACUUACCUUACAGGCUAACUCACCCCUUUUGCACUUAAACUCAACAUCAGACCAAAUUUAGAGUUUAUUAUAGGCGUAGUUUAAAUUAAAAGACAUUCCCUUUGGUUUUACACUUAAUUUUCUGCCACUUUAAGUUAAACUUUGAAGUCCAGACACCUAACAGCCUGAUAAGACCAGCAGGUGAAUCCACCUCAGUUGUAUGGGAAACAGUGCCAGCUGUAGCAGGACUGUUGUAGGUCAACCAUGGGAGGGUCAGUGUCUUGCUGCAUCUCCCCCGGCGAGAGUCCCAAGAUCCACAGGAGGGAGGUGGAGCUGGAGGAAUGUCCCAUCACCACCUGCGAGGACGUGAGCGAAGACACGGGGACGUACCUGCAGCACAUCAGCGACAGGGAGCUCCCAGAUGGUGGGUAUAUGACAUCCACGCUUUCCCACGUGCUUCCCUGGUGGUUCACACAUCACUUACAGAUGGUUUGACCUCAAAAAGACACAUUUUACACCAUUAUCAUCCUCGUUUAUCACCAGUUAUAAGAUCUAAAAGGCUCACAAAGAUGCCGCCUCUUGAGGAUAGACAGGAAUCAUAAUAAGCAAUAAGAUUAGUGUAAAAUGUGCAGAAUAUUAUAGUCGUAGAGAAUUAGUUCCUCUGAAAUCAUUGUAAAAUAGAGGCAAUGCAUUGUCAUUGAUGGAUAUGAAAAACAAAGAGGACCAAGGAUUGAAUCCUGAGGUACUCCAGGCAUUCGUUUUACUCUCAUUCGGUUCCGUCUGAAGACAUUUUAAGAACAAGCUGCAAAAGUGACAUUUUUGUCACCUAAACACUAAACCAGUCACAACAUUAGAUUUCUGGGGUUUGGGUCGAACAUUUUUCUGUGUAAAAUUUCUUUCCCGGAGAGCGCCAACAUUCAUGUUUUUAUUUGUGCAUGUUGCAGAACUGGCCCAAGAAGCCAAUCCAUCGGACCACCCGAGAGCGAGCACCCUCUUCCUCAACAAGUCACAGACAGACGGUGAGUAUUGAAUGCUACAUUCAAGUUACCUCAGAAGUCAGAGGUCCAAGUCGGAAAACAGCAAAAUUGGAGGCGGAUACAAGAUGGCUACAUCUAUGAAAGUUAUUUUUUUUUAGCUUAUAAGGCAAGCACUAGGAUAACUUUCGUAGAUGUAGCCAUCUUGUUUCAGGCCUCCAAUGUUGCUUUUUUCUGACUUGGCAACUGAAACUCUGGAUACUCAGGUGUGACGUCAUUUUCAGCUAGGACUUCUGACUUCUGAGGUAACUGGGACACAGCAUUAUUUCAAUUUCUUUUUUUUUUUCCUUAUUUAAUGAUUUAUUCGUGAUUUUGAAAAGUGCAUUCUCAGGGAAUUUUGUCGCUGUUGUCCAAAUCUCUGACUUUUCUCUCCGUUUCAGUUCGGGAGAAGAGGAAAAGCAACUACUUGAAUCACGUAAGGAAGUUAAAGGAUGAUACAAACAGGUACUGUCUUCAUUUUUCUUCUUUACUUUCUCUUUAAAUUUUGUCAUCCUCUCUGCAGCAGAUGUCCCCGGGCCUCUUGACAAAAAAGUACAGCUCCUGCUCGACGAUAUUCAUCGAUGACAGCACAGUCAGCCAGCCCAACCUCAAAAGCACGAUUAAAUGGUAGGUGACUUUACCUCUGUCCUCUGGAUAUCUUCUGAAAAAUAGUUGAAUUUCAGUUCCCCUUAUUUUGCGCCCUUUCAUUUCUCCUUCAGAGCCUGAAUAUGUUUUAUUAUACUGAAGACAUUUCCAAUUAAUCUUAUCUGCUGCUUGCUCAAAAGCUUACUUAUAGUUACCAAGGUUCCCUACAGGACUUUAAUUAAUAAGGGAACUAUAAAUUUUCACGAAUAUGAUGAUGUCCUGCAGUUUCAGACAUGAUAUACAUCCAAAGGUUCAAUAUUUUUAUGUUGUUUUAUUUUUCUCCUCUGUUUCAGCGUCGCAUUGGCCAUUUACUAUCACAUAAAAAACAGGUAGGAAAAGUUUGAUGCAUCAUCAUGGAUUUCAGUCCUUGUGGGUGUUGUAUUGCUAAGUACUUCUCCUUUUAUUGAGGUUGUUAUCCGAUCAGAUGUUUCUUAAGGGCUUUAAACAGUCUGACAGCAUCAUUGAUUAAGUCGUCAGUCAGUCAGUCAGUCAGGCAGUCAAUCAGAUAGAUAGAUAGAUAUGGUUGACAAAUACGUUGAUAGAUUGGUAGAUAAGUAAGUCCAUGGAUGGUCAUCAGUUUUUUCUUUGAUAACUUCAUCAACACAGCAGUUUCUUCCAAGUGCAACUAGUUCAGUUGAUUUGUUAGCGGUUUAGUUGAUUAGUUUGGUAAUGAAGUCCUGAUCUUGGAAUUGCUAAGUGGACAAAAAUUAGCCAGAUUCAUCGACAUGUCAAUCAAGAUCAUUGAAUAUUGGCCUGUUCUGAUCUGGCAGAGAUUCGAACCGCUCCUUGGACAUAUUCGAUGAAAAGAAACACCCUCUAUCGGUGAGUUUCCAGGCUUUAGUUGUGUACUUUUUCUCCGUGCUGAUGGGCCACUGAUAACGACGAUCAUUUCUACCUGACAGCGAGAAAAGGUUCCGGACGACUACUCCGUGGUAGACCCCGAACACAAACUCAUCUAUCGCUUUAUCAGGACGCUCUUCAGCUCUGCGCAGCUCACUGCUGAGUGCGCCAUCGUCACCUUGGUAAUUUCAUUUUAACAGAAUACAUCGCAGGAACCCAAUGAACAAGAACACCCGUGAAGGCUCAUAUCUCUGUUGCUGCACUAGGUUUAUCUAGAACGGCUGUUGACGUACGCGGAGAUGGACAUCUGUCCUUGCAACUGGAAGCGGAUUGUACUUGGUGCCAUCUUACUGGCCUCAAAGGUCUGGGAUGACCAGGCUGUUUGGAACGUCGACUACUGCCAGAUCCUCAAAGAUAUAACAGUGGAGGACAUGUAAGACGAGUUACUUCAUUUCCCCUGACAUUGAGCAAAGCAUUAACUGAAUUGGAAGCGUCAAAUUCUCUGAUGAAUUGUCGACUUCUUUCCAUGUUCUGCAGGAAUGAGAUGGAGCGCCACUUCCUUGAGCUUCUCCAGUUCAACAUCAACGUCCCAGCCAGCGUCUACGCCAAGUAUUACUUUGACCUGCGCUCACUGGCUGACGAUAACAACCUUAGUUUCCCUCUGGAGCCCCUCAGCAAUAAGCGGGCCCAGAAACUGGAGGUAAGUGGAACAAGUUCAGGCUGUAGUUGUUGGAUUUGACAUUGGCUGUUUGUUGAAUUGUUGUCUUCUGUCUCCAGGCGAUCUCCAGGCUCUGCGAGGACAAGUACAAAGACCUUCAUAAAUCCGCCAUGAGGAGGUCUGUCAGUGCGGACAACUUGGUCGGCGUCAAGAAAUCCCAGGCGGUGCUGUCUUAAGUCUUGAAUGGCCGUCCUGGAUCAGGCAGAGCGGAAGAAGGAACAGUUUAAGAGCGGUUUGAUGCAGCAACACCAAGAGACACUUUAACAGUAGUUGUAAAAUACUGAAUGUCAUUAUCUGAGGAGGAGCAAGAGGCUAGAAGUUUACCAUACAUUAUCUCCGAAAUACAACAAAUCCAGUUUCUAUGUGUUGGAAACAAAGAACUUAAACUGUCUGCCUUUAAAGCAUGGUAAUUUGGUGGAUUACUCUGCAGAUUGUCCAUUUUUUUCAGAUAUCAGAUGUAAACCGUCGGAAGGAAUCAGCAUGAAAAUCACACCAAUUUUUAACGUCAUUGUUCGUCAUCAUCAGCCGAUCUUUCGGGGACUCUUUUCCCCGGCCCUUUCUCUCUGUCUCUCUCUCUUCUUCAAUCACGCAAAGACAAACUGUCUCGAACUACCCUGUGGUGUAGUUCUACUCACAGACAAAGACUAGAUUUUGUUUUGCUUACUAUGUAGGCCUCUAUAGCUGUGAAAUGUACAAGACUUAAUUUAAUUCAAUAAAUUUCAGUCGCUGUUGAAAGUUAUGGCUGUUAAGAUGAG